AUGUUAAGCAUAAGAGGCAAAAAUAGGAAGACAACAAAAGGGACAGGACUUUCUAAAACAGGACUUGGUACUAGAAAUAUUGGAACUAAGAAGCAAGAUAGUUCAAAAGCUGCUAUUGAACCUAAUUGUAUUCAGGCUAGUAAAUAUGAAAGUAAUAAAUUAAUAAAUAAUGACAGCAUAAAUAGUGAAAUUAGAGAAAAUAAUAUAAUGAACCUAAAUAGUUUUCCUGUUAUAAAUAAGAAUGGAAACAACAAAAUUUCAAACAGACUUCAAGGAAGCUUAUUUAGAAAGAUUAAUGAGUUCUUGUAUACUAGUGAUAGUGAAAAAGCAUUUAGUGAAUAUAUGAAAGAUAACAAUAUGUUCGAGAACUACCACAAAGGUUAUGAAAUUCAAAAAAAAUCUUGGCCUGUAGACCCUCUAGAUAGUAUAAUUAACUACAUUUCAAAAAAUAAGCAUCUUAGGAUUAUCGGAGAUUUUGGAUGUGGGACAGGCAAGAUAGGCCAAACUUUUGGACAUAUUAAAGGAUAUAAAGUUUAUUCUUUUGACCUAAAUUGUCCCAAAGAAAUCUCUGAAAAAUAUAAUAUCACUAUUUGUAAUAUGAAAAAUAUACCUUUAAGCGGUAAAGUCUUAGAUCUAGCAGUUUUCUGCCUUAGUCUUAUGGGUACUGAUUGGCCUUUAUUCAUUAAAGAAGCAUGCAGAACUCUCAAAGAUAAUGGAAUUCUCAUCAUUGCAGAGGUAUCUUCAAGAAUUGAGGACUCCAAAUCUUUUGCUCUAAAUCUACAAAAGCAGCUCAAUCUUGAGCUUAUUCAAGAUCCUAUCAACCUUACUAACUACUUUACUCAGUUUAUAUUUAAAAAGAAACCGUUCCCCAUUUACCAACCCUCAAAUUUUCCUAAUCAUCUACAAAGUCCAACUUUUAAAAAUUUUUCGAAAAAAAAUAAAUACUACUUUUCUAACCUUAAAUACAAAUAUGGACUCAGGCUUAGAUGGAUUUACAGAAUUUCCAAAAACUUUAAAUCUUUAAAACUUGCAAAUAUGUCGAAUCAUGAUUUAUAUUGUGGAAAUCAGUUUUACAUUGACCAUAAUCUACUUAAACCUUGUGUUUAUAAGAAAAGAUAA
Molecule: messenger RNA, 1119 nt
Organism: Cryptosporidium ubiquitum
Lineage: Eukaryota; Apicomplexa; Conoidasida; Eucoccidiorida; Cryptosporidiidae
Product: RRP8P like methyltransferase
Exons: 1
Coding region: 1-1119 (372 amino acids)
Cellular component (GO): nucleolus
Molecular function (GO): methyltransferase activity
Source: RefSeq, a predicted model, not a curated record